Molecule: messenger RNA, 9594 nt
Organism: Ascochyta rabiei
Lineage: Eukaryota; Fungi; Ascomycota; Dothideomycetes; Pleosporales; Didymellaceae
Product: Vacuolar protein sorting-associated protein 13
Exons: 2
Coding region: 1-9594 (3197 amino acids)
Biological process (GO): protein targeting to vacuole; mitochondrion organization; late endosome to vacuole transport
Cellular component (GO): extrinsic component of membrane
Source: RefSeq, a predicted model, not a curated record
AUGCUUGAAGGGCUCGUUUCUAAUCUGCUCAAUCGGUUCUUGGGCAUGUAUGUUCAGAACUUCGAUCCCAAGCAGCUCAACGUUGGCAUCUGGUCUGGUGACGUCAAGCUACGAGACCUCGAGCUCCGUCGUGAAGCUCUCGACCAGCUGCGUCUGCCCCUCAACGUCGUCGAGGGACACCUGGGCUCCCUCACACUCUCCAUUCCGUGGUCGAAUCUUCGAGGGAAACCAUUGAAAGUGCAGAUCGAGGACGUCUUUCUCUUGGCUGCACCAAAGGAGGAUGCCGACUACGACGCAGACGAGGAGGAGCGACGAGCGCACGCUGUCAAGAUGGAGAAAUUGGACAGUGCAGAGCUGCUGAAGGAGCGCAACACAGAAGGCAUGAGCGCUGAGGAGCAGCAGAAGAACCAGAGCUUCACUGCAAGCAUGGUUACUGCUAUCGUCGAUAACGUUCAGGUUACCAUCAAGAACAUCCACAUUCGAUACGAAGACUCAAUAUCAGACCCCGGGCACCCCUUUGCCUUGGGUCUCACCCUCGCCGACUUCAGCGCGAUCAGCACAGACGAGAACUGGAAGCCUACCUUUAUCGAGGGCAACGCCGUCUCGACACACAAGCUGGCAACACUGGGCUCUUUAGCUGUGUACUGGGAUACAGAUGCAAAGCUGCUUGGUACAGGGAAAGGCAACGACAGCAAAGAUGAACAACACAUUGAACACUCCGACUUCAUUGAGACUCUCCGCGACAUGAUCGCAAGAGGCGACAACCCUGAGCUUGGUGAUCACCAAUUCAUCCUCAAGCCCAUCAGUGGUCGUGCAGGACUGGAAAUCGACAAGACCGGCAAGGCCGACCGGCCGAAGAUGAAGGCCCGCUUGCUGUUUGACGAGCUGGGUUUCAUCAUCGAUGAGGACCAAUACCGCGAUGCACUCAUGUUGGUAGAUCUCUUCCACUAUUUCAUCAGGCAUCAGGAGUACAAGAAGUUCCAACCCAAGUCGUCGCCAAAGGAAGAUCCUGCCGGCUGGUUGCGGUUUGCGGGACAAGCUGUGCUUGACAAGAUCCACGACCGCAAUAAGAGGUGGAGCUGGGCAUACUUCAAGGAACGCCGCGAUGACCGUCUACGCUACAUCGAGCUGUUCAAGAAAAAGAAGAAGGAAGAGAAGCUGGCGCCUGCUGAGGCCGAUGAGCUCGAUAAGUUAGAAAGGAAGCUGACUUACGAAGAUCUGCGCUUCUGGCGGUCUUUGGCUCGCAACCAGCUGCGCAAAGAGAACGUCGGCGUGAAGAAGGCGCCACAGAAACAGGGCUGGGGCUCAUGGAUUGGUUGGGGCGCCAAACAGGAACAACACACCGACGAAAAUACCCAGAUAACAGAAGAGCAGCGCAAAGAGCUAUACGAUGCGAUCGACUGGGACGAGAAGAAAGCUAUUGCCGAGUCGGUUGACAUGCCACGCGAAUAUGUCAAGAUGGAAGUGAACAUGAGCCUCCGUACUGGCAGUUUUACACUCAAGCGCGAUCCUCACGGCAAGUCGAAUGAGAUACUCCGCCUGCUCUUCGACGGUUUUAGUACACAGCUACUGCAACGCACAGACUCGAUGUUCGUCAAACUCGCCCUCGAAGGCAUGCGCUUGUACGACGGCACAACUGAAGGCAGUCUCUUCCCUCAGAUCAUCACCAUCAAGGACGCGCCGCCAGUACCUGAUGACAAACGUAUCGAAGAGCUCGACGAUGACGAGAACGAGAAGAGGGAGGAUGAUGAAGAUGAGGACGAAGAAAAGGAAGAUCCCUUUUUCCACCUCACUUUCGAGCAAAACCCUCUCGACAACAGCGCUGAUACUGCCCUGACGAUGAAGUUGAAAGGCAUGGAAUUUGUCUACAACCCAAGAUUCGUGGUCGAAACUGCGAGGUUCUUCAAGCCUCCAGCGCGGCAUAUGGAGUCGAUUGGUGCGCUCAUGGAGACUGCUGGAGCCACCGUUGACACUAUCCGGCAACAGACUCGUGCGGGCCUGGAGUUCGCUCUUACCGAGCACAAGACCAUCAACGCACAGCUGGACCUGCAAGCGCCCCUCAUCAUUAUUCCAGACUCUGUCACCAAAAAGUCAAGCAAUUGCCUCAUCCUCGAUGCCGGUCACGCAAGCGUAACAAGUGAGCUCGUCGACAAAGACACACUGCACGACAUACAAUCGAAACAGCAGCAACAGUAUACUGAUGAGGAUUUCCGACGUCUGGAGAAUCUAAUGUACGACAAAUUCACCCUCAAGCUGCAGUCAACGCAAGUGCUUAUCGGACCCUCUAUUGAGGAGACUAAAGCCCAGCUCGAGGAGAAUGCGACAUCGAAGAACUUUCACAUCGUCGACAAGAUCAACAUGGACUUCAAAAUCGAGCUUUGCAUCAUCCCCAAGGCUUCGGACCUUACCAAGUUCCGUGUAUCAGGAAACCUUCCUGUGCUGCACGCCUCGAUAUCUGAUGCGAAGUACAAGAACUUGAUGAAACUCAUCGACGUUGCGGUACCCAAGUUCGACAAUGACAGCGCCACAACCAAGGAGGUCGCUGAAGGCGCAAAGGGCCCAUCCAAUCUCAAGCCGAGCGCCGAUGCGGAGACGAGUAAGGAUGCGCUUGGGCGGCCUCGCUCCAAGUCUUUCCAGUUCUCUGCUCAAGAACAUGAACUUGUCAUGGAGGAAGACCAUGAUGGUGACCAUGAUGAGAAGUUCGAGGACGCUCCAGAAGCCGCAGAUCAGAAGAGCUCGCAUGUACACCAGCGUAACUUUGAGUUCAAGUUUACUGUGGACAAGCUGCAGGGUUCGCUGUACCGGACUGACUCGGAAGGUCGUAAGCCAGAUCAGCUUCUUGUCGAGCUGAUUGCAGAACACUUCGAUCUAGAUUUCUACCAAGAGCAGUUCGAGAUGGGCGCAGACGUUCGCCUGAGGAGCUUGGCCGUCGAAGACCAUGUUGAGGAGAACCCACUACCAGAUUUCCGUAACAUCAUCUCCUCCGAGGAUGACUCUGCAGACGAGCAGAAGGACCUGUUCUCAUUGAAAUUCACCAAGGUCAAUAAAGAGUCACCAGAGUUCCAGACAAAAUUUGAGGGCAUUGCCACGAAUCUGGACGUUGCUGUUUCAACCAUCAAUUUGAUUGUCACCAGAAGGACUUUGCUCACUCUUCUCGACUUUGUCCUUAUCACUUUCACAAACCCGGAUCAACCUCAGAAUCAACAAGCCCAGAUUGCUGCGAAGUCUGAUGAGCAGGAAGUAAACAAGUCGUCUGACGCCGAGCCAGACAAGAUACGCAUUCGUGCUGAGCUGAAGCGUAUUGCGGUCGUUCUAAACAACGAUGGUAUACGUCUCGCUACCCUGAGCUUGAAUUCUGGCGACGUUGGCAUUAUGCUGAACGGAGGAACAAUGCGCAUUGGCGGUCGACUUGGUAACCUAUCACUCAUCGACGAGGUUAAUCAGGGUGUUCCAGAAACAUCGUCUUUACGACAGCUGGUGACGAUCGAGGGUCAGAAUUUGGCAGACUUCAGCUAUGAGACAUUCGACUCCAAAUCAGAUAGCUACCCUGGCUACGAUAUGUCGGUAGCAUUGAAGACGGGCUCCAUCAAGAUCAACUUCCUUACGGAACCAUUCCGCAAGAUUAUGGAGUUUGCUGUCAAGUUUGGAAAGAUGCAGGCUAUCUUCAAUGCGGCUCGUCAGGCUGCAGCGAAUCAAGCAACCCAGAUCCAACAGAACCCCGCCAAGUUCCAUUUCGACAUUACUAUCAGUACCCCGAUCGUUGUAUUUCCACGCAUGGUAAUAUCGGACAAACCAGAACGCGACACUCUGAUCGCAAAUCUAGGAGAGAUCUACGCAAAGAAUGAAUUCACACCGCUAGAUGACUCGAAGAACGCAGAUGUUGCCAAUAAGAUCUCUGCUGGUAUCAGAAACAUCAAACUUACUUCGAACCUCCACUACGAGGACGACCACUCCGAAGCGCUUGAGUUGAUCGACAAGGUCGAUCUCAAUUUCAACAUCACUAUGGUUGAACACAAGGCUGGCCAACAUCGCCCAGAUAUGGAGAUUAUUGGAUCCAUGUCCGACAUCAAUCUAUGCCUCACUCCGGAACAGAUGAAGUUCGCACUGGAGCUGUCUCGUACCAUUCCCCAGGCCUUCGCAACAGAAACGGAUGCAAUUGACGAGGAUGUCAAAGAAGAGCUUCCAGAAGCCAAGACCGAGGCAGUGCGACAAAUCACAGUUACAGAGUCAUCAGAUGAUGAACCCUCGACAGAUGUUGUUUCUUCGCAAGGGCCUGAGCUGUCAACUGAUGCCGAUAAGUGGACGAAGCUGGACUUCGUGUUCAAGGUCGGCGCCAUUGCCUUGGAGCUUAUUCGAUCGAAGGAAGGUGAGCCGAUUGGCGACGUGGAGGCCGCAAGUCUUUCGAAGUUCUCUCUUAAUGAUACGAACGUGAAGGUACGCAUGAUCAGUGACGGUGCCAUGGAAGCAGAACUCGCGGUGCAGUCGUUCUCGAUUCGUGACAGUCGCGCACAGGGAACGAACAAGUUCCGCAAGAUCAUGUCUUUAAUCAACAACGACGUCAAGCAGCAGUUCAUGGCUAGUGUUUCGAUCUCUGGUGGAAAAGAGCGCAACCUUAUUGCACUUCUUACGGUCGACAGCCCAAGAAUUAUCCUGGCACUGGACUAUCUGUUUGCUCUGCAGGCUUUCAUUAACGCCGGCCUUGAUACGGAUGAGCCGCUGAUUAUUGACGAAGAGCUUGAUGACGAGGAAACUGAUAGCGACGACGAGAUCAUGUCGCGAGAUGAAUCUCAGGCACUGCAGAAGCCAGAGGCCCUCGCCGAUCCAGCGCAGAAUGGCAUGAGCAUGUCGUUCCGCGUAAACUUGGUGGAUGCACAGGUGGUGCUCAUCGCCAACCCAGCACUAGCCAAUUCUGAAGCUAUAGUGUUGGGCACUAAGCAGGUCCUGGUAUCGAAGCAACAAGCUAUGACACUGCAGGUGGAUAAGAUUGGCAUGUUUUUGUGCCGCAUGGAUCGCUUUGAGACAAACCGACUGCGCAUUCUUGACGACUUUAGCAUCCAAACAGCUUUGGAUAUGCGCAACCAGAGCUCGAGGUCAUCUUUGAUCAGCAUCAAUAUUGACAUUGAGCCUCUCGUUCUCCGCCUGUCGCUCCGCGAUAUUCUGUUAGCCAUGCAGAUUGUAAACCGCGCAUCUGCAAUGCAAGCUACCGACGACAAGAAGAUGCUCGAGGAGGGUGCAAAGCAGCUUAAGCCCAGCACACCUUCCAAAAAGCCAAAGUCGACUGCAGUGGCCAGCACAACAAGGCCCCGAGCCAAGUCUAUCGCGAAGACCAAGCGAUCGAGCCAGAACGAAAUGCAAACGCAGCAAUCACAAGCUGGUUCAGCAGUUCUCAAGCGUGAAGAGAUGCACGUCAACCUCGAAGGCCUUCGUGUCGUUCUCAUUGGUGAUGUGCACGAGAUGCCAAUGCUUGACUGGAGGGUCAAGAAGUUUGGUGUCGACGUUCGGGACUGGUCAGGUGCCAUGGUCGCCGAUACUUCGCUCGAGACUCUGAUCAACGUUUAUAACUUCUCGAAAUCUGCGUGGGAGCCAUUGAUCGAGCCGUGGAGUGUCGGCUUCCAUAUGGCGAAGGAUUUGAACCCUGAUCGUCUGUCUGUGGAGCUGUACUCUCGCAAAUCUAUGGAGCUUACGAUCACAGCGGCAACUAUCGCCUUGGGCUCCAAGUCAUUCGACUUCCUUACGGCUGACGAAGACAUUCUCUCCAAGCCGCGCGCUAGCGAUGCACCGUACCGUAUCCGCAAUUACACAGGCUUUAGCCUCGAUGUUUGGGCGGAAGGCAAGGAGCAGGAAGGUUAUGCGGCGAAACUGGAGGAUGGUGAGGAGAAGCCAUGGCGAUUUGAAGAUCCGAUGUCUACGCGCGAGACAUUGUCAACGGAUGGCGCAACUGGCAUGCUCGGUAUUAGGCUCGAGGGCAGUGGCUUCGACACCCUCGCGCGCAUACCUGUACACCGCGAAGGAGAGUCGCUGUACAAUCUCAAGCCCAAGCAAGACAGGGUGCAGCACCGCGUGCUUGUGGAGGUGAAGCUCGGUGCCGACAACAUCAAGAACAUCACCUUCAGAUCUCCGCUGUUAGUCGAGAACAACACGCAGAUACCCAUUGAAAUCGGUAUGUUCAGUCCAGAGGAGGGCCACCUUCUCAAGAUCGACAAGAUCGCACCUGGUGAUGCACGACCAGCACCUAUUGGGUCGGCAUACAUGCACUCAAUCGUCAUUCGACCAGAUCAAGGUUUUGGAUAUGCUUGGUCGAACGAACGCCUCUUUUGGAAGGAUCUGCUCAAGCGCCCGACCAGGACCAUCACUUGCCGCGGCGAGCAAGACGAACAGGCACCGCCAUUCUACUUCCAAAUGCACGCAGCCUACGACAAGAAGGACCCUCUGACUGGCACGUAUCCUUACAUGCGAUUGCGACUGCAAGCACCAGUAGAGGUGCAUAACCUUCUGCCGUACGAUUUCAAGUACAGGAUCUACGACAGCAGUACCAAGAAAGACUGGACCAAUUUCCUCAGAAAAGGCGGCAUCAGUCCUGUCCAUGUUGUUGAACUGUCUCAUCUUCUGCUUGUCAGUGUGGAGAUGCAAGAAGGCCCGUUCAAACCCAGCAAGUUCGGCAUCAUUAACUCCACUGAUCGGGAGAGUUUUAGAAGGGAGAAGGUACUUGAGGUCAAGGACGACAAUGACACAACUCUGCACCUCAACAUGCACUUCUACAACUACCCUGACGGUGGAGGUGCCUUCAAGGUCGCGAUCUUCAGUCCUUACAUCGUGUUGAACCGCACUGGUCUCAGCCUGGACAUCAAAUCACAGCAGCAGCAGUUCCUGGGCGGGGGCAGGUCUUCAGGAGCCCAAGGCACGUUCAGAGAUGACCAGACCGAUGCCGGAAAGGCGCUACCCUUCAUGUUUUCUUACCCGUCCGAAAACAAGAAGAAUCGUGCGCUUAUCAAGGUUGGUGACUCCAGCUGGAGCAAGCCUCAAAGUUUCGACGCCAUCGGAAGCACAUAUGCAGUCUCAAUACCUGCGAGCAAUUCGAGAUCAGACAUGCACCUUGGUGUGUCUGUUGCCGAGGGCGAAGGCAAGUACAAUCUGACAAAGGUCAUAUCUAUCGCGCCACGCUUCAUCGUCAAGAACAGAAUGAACGAAGAGCUGCUUAUUCGCGAGCCUGGCCAGUCUGACUGGAUGUCGAUGAAGGAAGGAGAGCUGCUACCUCUCCGAUGGCUUAAGCAAAGAAGCUCGCCGCAGCUGUCGCUCUGCUACCCCGGAGUCAACAACCAAUGGUCUUCGCCAUUCAACAUUUCAAACGUCGGCAAUGUGCAUGUCAAGCUGUCGAAGACUGGUCAACGUCAAAAGUUGAUGCGCAUCGAUGUUCUAAUGGAGCAGGCCACAAUCUUUGUCCACGUCAGUGUCGAAACGAAGCACUGGCCGUUCUCAUUCAAGAACAUGAGCGACCAGGAGUUUUUGUACUGGCAACAGAACCCCAACCUUGACGAAGAUGAAGACGAUCGCGGCACUGGCUUCAGACCUAUCAGGUACCGUCUGCCACCAAGGAGCAUCAUGCCGUACGCUUGGGACUUCCCUGCAGCCAAGAACAAGGAGAUUGUCAUCAGUGCGAACGGCAGGGAACGACACGUCAAGCUGGCAGAGAUUGGACCGCUAAUCCCAUUCAAGAUUCCACCCGGCCAGCAAGGAGGUGGCAUGAAGGUCAUCGACCUCAACGUUGUUGCCCAAGGUCCCACACAGACACUGGAGGUCUCCAACUACAAGUCUUCCAAGAGUGUGUACAAGCAGAAGCAUGGUGCUGCGUCGUCAUCGACAACAACAGGUUUCGAGGUCAAGGACCAGGACACUGACGUUACAUUCAAGGCACAGUUGCGGUUUGCAGGCAUCGGUAUCUCGCUUGUCAACCGCCAUCUGCGCGAGCUGGUAUAUGUCACGCUGCGUGAUCUCGAGUUGAAGUACUCGGACUCGGCACUAUAUCAGAUGGUCAACGUCCAAGUGAAGUGGGUUCAGAUUGACAACCAGCUGUACGGCGGCAUCUUCCCCAUCAUCUUUUACCCCAGUGUGGUUCCGAAGACGGGCAAGGAGAUGGAAGCACAUCCCAUCUUCCAGACCAGCAUUACUCGGGUCAAGGACGAUUCGUACGGCGUCAUGUACAUCAAAUACUUCAGUUUCCUGCUCCAGCAAAUGACGCUCGAAAUUGACGAGGACUUCAUCUUUGCGAUGAUCGACUUCGCCAACAUCCCUGGGGCUUCGUGGUCCGAGAAAGCAGAAGGCAAGCUUUGGGACGAUUCACUUGAUAUCCCGGAGCCGAAGCAGGAGCAGACCGGGCAAGAUGUCUACUUCGAGCUGCUUCACCUGCAGCCCAUGCAGAUUGAUUUGUCAUUCGUUCGAACGGAGCGCAUCAACGCCGAGGACACUAUGUCGAGUUCCAACCCCUUUAUGUUCGCAGUCAAUGUCCUUACCAUGUCGAUCGGCAACGUCAAUGAUGCGCCAGUCCGCUACAACUCUCUCAUCCUCGAGAACGCUCGCAUCUCGACCUCUGCUCUUAUCAACAAUAUUAAGAACCACUACGUGCAGGAGUCGCUGAGACAGGUUCACGUCAUCAUUGGCUCAGCUGACUUCCUCGGUAAUCCAGUGGGUCUUUUCACUAACAUCAGUUCUGGUGUUGCCGAUAUCUUCUAUGAACCAUACCAGGGUCUCGUCAAGUCCGAUCGCCCAGAAGAUCUCGGCAUUGGUAUCGCAAAGGGUGCUUCAAGCUUUGUCAAGAAGUCUGUCUUUGGCUUCUCAGACAGCAUGGCCAAGUUUACAGGCAGUAUGUCGAAGGGACUCUCCGCCGCAACUCUCGACAAAGAGUUUCAGGACCAGCGCCGCAACACCCGCUCUCGCAACAGGCCCAAACACGCUCUCUAUGGUAUCACAGCAGGUGGCAACGCCUUUGCCAACAGUCUUGCUUCCGGCCUCGGAGGUCUCGCACGUCAUCCCAUCCAAGGCGCCGAAAAGGAAGGAGCCCUUGGCUUCGUCAAGGGUGUUGGCAAAGGUCUUCUUGGUGUCCCUACCAAAGCUGCGAUCGGUGCCUUUGACCUGGCCUCCAACAUGGCCGAAGGUGUGCGCAACACAACUACAGUCUUCGACCAAGAGGGUCUCGAUCGCGUGCGCCUAACGCGCUUCAUUGGCACGGACGGUAUCGUGCGCCCGUACUCCCAGCGUGAAGCGCUUGGACAGUUCUGGCUUAAGACCCUCGACAACGGAAAGUAUUUCAACGAAGACUACAUUGCGCAUCUCGAGAUCCAAGGCAAAGACGUUCUGAUCAUGCUCACGUACAACGCCAUCAUGAUGGUCAGGACGAAGAAGCUGCAGACGGAAUGGGAUGUACCGCUCAAGGAUGUGCAGACUAUCAGCAAGGAGAGGACAGGGCUGAGCAUCACACUCAAGGGCGGCACCAAUGGACCGUUUGUUCCUGUAGGGGAUGAAGGGAGUCGGAAUUGGUUCUACCGGCAGGUUGCUGUGGGGGUUAACGCGUACAACGAUCGGUGGAACGCUAAGGGUUGA